AUGCAAUUACGCAAGUACAAGGGAUACUCUCAUUCAAUCAUAGGCUGUAAGCAAAAGGAGGGUGAAACUGUACGAGAAUACUUCGCAAGGUUCAUAAACGCCACGUUAGACGUACCGGAGCAUGAUGAAAGGCUCAUAGAUGGCGCCUUUACGUGGGGACUUUUACCAGGCCCUUUAUCACAAAAACUCAUGGGAAAGAAGCCUCUAAAACGGGCCGAAUUAAGGCAGGAGGAUGGCGAGGCAGCAAAACAAGCCUACCUGAAUGCUAUGGCUGCUAGGCACCACAACCUAGGUCACAUGGAUUUCCGACGGCGAAGUAGGCUCUACGGCAAAGCAAGAAGACCACAGGUGUGGUUUCGACCGUUUGUCAAGGAUGACAGACACGGUCGUCGCCCGGAUGUGUACACGGUGUCGGAGAAACAGCAGCCAACCAAAUCGCCCAAGAACCGGUACUGUGAGUACCACAAAAGUAAGAUGCAUGAUACAACUAACUGUUCAGUAUUAAAAAAAGAAAUGGAAGAGAAACAACUCAAAGGGGACUUGGUGGAAAUAGCGCGAAGCUUGCGUGCCAAAUUUGACGCCGAAAACGCUAAAAACACGCCUCGCGAGGGGGUCCAGCCUAAGGAGAUAUUCAUGAUACGGAGCAAGAAAAGCAGGGAAGAGAAACAAAGGGAGCAAGGGAAUAUCAGACACUCGGUGCGUGCACUCACAUUCUCUGUACAAGACCCCCGCCCGGAGGGAUGGAGGGGCGAUAACCCACUAGUAAUCCAAGCCUCCAUCAGGGAUGUAACUAUACAUAGGGUCUACGUUGACACGAGAAGUUCGGCGGAUAUCAUCUAUGAGCACUGUUUUUGGCUUCUCCCAGACCGCUUGAAAAACAACCUACGGCCUACGACGGGGAGGCUGGUCGGAUUCAUCGGCCAUAGCCUAUGGUCGCAAGGCACAAUUCACCUUCCUUUGACCAUAACUAGCCACGAUAGGAAGCGAAAGAAAACCGCCCUGAUUGACUUUGUGGCCAUUCAGCAUUCGGUGGAGCACAAAAUCAUUCUGGGGAGAACAACUCUCUUAAAGCUAGGGGUGGUCCCAUCAACCAUGCAUGGGGUCAUGAAGUUUGACACUCCAAUGGGCGUAGCUACAGUACUGGCUGCUCCACCUAAAGAAUUGCAAUGCUUCACAGUCAUGAAACUAGCAGAGAUAACUAAAGAGGUCAAGAGGCCGAGACAUGAUCCUGUGAAAGGGAAGGAAGUGAUCAAUGAGAGACACCCUGACCAGCCAGUCAGUAUUGGGCGUGAUCUCCCAAGUCACAUAAGAAAAACGAUGGUCGAUUUGCUCAAGUGCUAUAAGCACGCGUUUUCAUGGACCCCUACGGGCAUGGUGGGGGUAGAAAGGAAAAUCAUUGAGCACAAACUCGUAAUUAAACCAGAAGCAAAGGAGGUUAACCAGAAGAAAAGGGUCCAAGGUAGGGACCGUAAUAGGGAAAUCAACGUAGAGGUCGCCAAACUAGCAGAAGCUGGAAUAGUAAGGGAAGAAAUAUUCCCAACAUAG
Molecule: messenger RNA, 1545 nt
Organism: Lactuca sativa (garden lettuce)
Lineage: Eukaryota; Viridiplantae; Streptophyta; Magnoliopsida; Asterales; Asteraceae
Source: RefSeq, a predicted model, not a curated record